Messenger RNA from Kwoniella botswanensis, 1152 nucleotides. RefSeq names its product arginase. Gene Ontology annotation, cellular component: cytoplasm; cytosol; nucleus. Gene Ontology annotation, molecular function: manganese ion binding; arginase activity. The coding region runs from base 1 to 1152 and encodes 383 amino acids. Lineage: Eukaryota; Fungi; Basidiomycota; Tremellomycetes; Tremellales; Cryptococcaceae. The record is from RefSeq and is a predicted model, not a curated record. The transcript has 9 exons.
AUGUCCAUCUUACCUCGACUGACAUCGUCUGUCCGACCAUCCCUCUCCGGUCCCAUACGGAGAACAGCGGCUCUGAGAUCAUAUCACAUACAGUCAAAACCAUCUGCUGAGAAGGGAAGGACAGAACCGCAAUACCAGUAUAAAUUCCUGGAAGGGAAUCCAACAGUUGGCAUCGUAGGAUGUCCGUUUAGCGGUGGUCAAGGACGUACCGGCGUAGAUCUCGCACCCAACAAACUAAUCUCCGCAGGACUAGUCGAGCAAUUAUCCUCAUUAGGCUGGGAAGUACAUUACAACUCUCAAGAGAAAUUCAUUGAUAUACCUUACAACCCUAUCCCGACAUCUUCUCCAUCUGCUCCUGAGAAUGGUACGGAAAUUAACGAAAGGAGUGGAAAGAAAGUACAGAGAUUACCUGAUGAAGAUAUUGGGAAGAUGAAGAAGCCCCGGUUGGUAUCUGCUGUCAAUCGGGAGGUGUCAAAGGAAGUUGAGGAGAUUGCUAAGAAGGGUUGGUUGCCUUUGACUUUGGGUGGGGAUCACAGCUUGGCAAUGGGUACGGUGUCAGGAACCAAAGCGAAAUACCCAGACGCAUGUCUUAUAUGGGUUGACGCUCAUGCCGAUAUCAAUACCCCCGAUACAACUGAUUCUGGUAACCUACAUGGCUGUCCGGUGUCCUUCCUGCUCGGAUUGGAGGGAACAGACGUAGCUCCUUUCAACGAAUGGUUGAAACCUUGCUUGAAACCUGAAGAGAUCGUUUACAUAGGUCUUCGUGAUGUCGAUGGACCAGAAAAGGAAAUACUGAAGAAACACGGUAUAAAAGCUUUUUCGAUGCAUCAUGUGGAUAAAUUCGGUAUCGGAAAAGUAGUGGAAAUGGCUUUGGAUCACGUUAAUCCCGAUAGGUCGAAACCUAUUCAUCUGAGUUAUGAUGUAGAUGCGUUGGAUCCUAUGGUCGCCCCCAGUACCGGUACCCCUGUCCGAGGAGGACUGACAUUCAGAGAGGGUCACUAUAUAACGGAAGCUUUAGCUGAGACUGGUUGUUUGGUCUCUGUCGAUAUUAUGGAAGUCAACCCAUCCCUACUCGAUCCCAGCUCGGUUGAGAAGACCGUGGCAGCUGGAUGUUCGUUAGCUCGAGCGUCGUUAGGAGAGACUCUCCUGUAA